Messenger RNA from Ipomoea nil (Japanese morning glory), 1008 nucleotides. RefSeq names its product ATP-dependent DNA helicase PIF1-like. The transcript has 3 exons. The record is from RefSeq and is a predicted model, not a curated record. NCBI's taxonomy places the organism in Eukaryota, Viridiplantae, Streptophyta, Magnoliopsida, Solanales, Convolvulaceae. Gene Ontology annotation, biological process: DNA repair; telomere maintenance. Bases 1 to 1008 code for a protein of 335 amino acids. Gene Ontology annotation, molecular function: DNA helicase activity.
AUGCGGGAUUUGAUGCGCUUCAUAAAUCCAAGGAGUUCUGAUAUGACAUUCGGUGGUAAAACAGUUGUUUUGGGGGGCGAUUUCAGGCAAAUUUUACCAGUCAUUCCAAAGGAAAACGAGUGCAAGGAGAUCGAGGAAUUUGCAAAAUGGAUAGCUAAUAUAGGUGACGGAAUUAUUGGGUGUCAACUUGAUGGGGAGUCCGAGAUUACUGUUCAAAAAUAUUUGUUGUUGAAGUGCGAAGAUUACCCUAUUGCUACAAUUGUUGAUAGCACUUUCCCUAAUUUCCGACUGGGAAUUGCUGAUUUGUCAUAUCUUAAUCAUAGUGCAAUUUUAGCUCCAACAUUGGAUGUGGUAGAUGCCGUUAACCAAUACAUAAAUGAUCAUAAUCCGGCUGAGGGUAAGACAUACUUGAGUUGGGAUUCUGUGUGUAAGUCAGAUGCCAAUGUUGACAUGUUAGCGGAUUUGCACAAUCUCGAAUUCUUGAAUGCCUUGAGAUGUUCUGGAAUACCAAAUCAUGCUUUGACAUUGAAAGUUGGAUCACCUGUUAUGCUAUUGCGAAAUAUUGAUCACACACUAGGAUUAUGCAACGGUACAAGGUUAAUUGUUACAAGGUUGGCUGACCAUGUGUUGGAAGGCCAAAUCAUGUGCGGUACAAAUGCAGGAACCAGAGUAUUGAUUCCUAGGAUGUCACUUACACCAUCAGAUCCAAGAUUGCCUUUCAAAUUUCAAAGAAAGCAAUUUCCUUUGAUGCUAUCCUAUGCCAUGACAAUCAACAAAAGUCAAGGACAAACGCUUGCUAAAGUUGGGUUGUUGUUGAAAAAACCUGUCUUUAACCAUGGACAACUAUACGUAGCUGUUUCAAGAGUUAGUAACCCCAGGGGUUUGAAAAUUUUGAUUUGCGGGGAAAGUGUACCAUGUUUUAGUACGACUAAAAAUAUUGUGUACAAAGAGUCUUCAAUAAUACGGCCUGAUGAGAAUAUGAAUUGCCGUGUCGAAAUAGAGUCCUAG